Molecule: messenger RNA, 1663 nt
Organism: Eucalyptus grandis
Lineage: Eukaryota; Viridiplantae; Streptophyta; Magnoliopsida; Myrtales; Myrtaceae
Product: fructokinase-like 1, chloroplastic
Exons: 2
Biological process (GO): plastid transcription; chloroplast organization
Cellular component (GO): chloroplast nucleoid
Molecular function (GO): kinase activity
Source: RefSeq, a predicted model, not a curated record
AUCCUCCGCGAACGGCGGCGACGGCGGCGACGGCGAGUCCCGAAACCCGCUCGACGAGGAAGGAAGAAGGGCGCUUCCACUCCUUCAGCUCCUUCUUCUUCGUCGGCCGGGAAGAAGGCGAAGCGCUCGGCGAGAAUCGAGGCCGAAAAUGGCGCUGUCGCCGUCGCCGUCGCGGUCGAGGUCGAGCCUCAAGCUCGAGAAGAGGAGGACGAAGGCGGUGACGACUGGGACUACGACGACGGGAUCGACUCCUACGACGACCCGCCGCUGGUCUGCUGCUUCGGCGCCGCGCAGCGGGAGUUCGUGCCGACGGUGCGGGUCCACCACAACCCGCUGCACCCGGACAUCUACUCGCAGUGGAAGAUGCUGCAGUGGGACCCGCCGGAGUUCGCGCGGGCCCCCGGCGGGCCGCCGUCGAACGUGGCGAUCUCGCACGUGCGGCUCGGGGGGCGGGCGGCGUUCAUGGGGAAGGUCGGGAGGGACGAGUUCGGGAGCGAGCUGGUGCUGGCGAUGAACAAGGAGAGGGUCCAGACGAGGGCCGUGAAGUUCGAUGGGGAUGUGAAGACGGCGCGUACUUACAUGAAGGUCAAGUUCGAUGGAGGGCGGAUGAGGAUGGAGACCGUGAAGGAGUCGGCUGAGGACUCGCUCGCGAGCUCCGAACUGAACCUGGCUGUGCUUAAGGAGGCUAGAAUCUUCCACUUUACUUCUGAAGUGCUGACCUCCCCUUCAAUGAAUGUGACGCUCUUCAGAGCUAUCAAAUGGUCUAAAAAAUUUGGCAGCCUUAUAUUUUUCGACUUGAAUAUGCCUUUACCGUUGUGGAGAUCACGAGAUGAGACAAGGGAGAUGAUUAAGAGAGCAUGGGAUGAGGCUGAAAUUAUUGAAGUGUCUAGGCAAGAGUUGGAAUUUCUUCUAGAUGAAGAUCAUUACGAGAGGAAGAGAAAUUAUAGACCUCAAUACUUUGCUGAAAAUUUCGAACAAACAAAGGACCGGCGAGAUUAUUAUCACUACACCCGGGAGGAAAUCUCUCCAUUGUGGCAUGAUAAGCUCAAGUUCAUAUUUGUAACUGAUGGAACACUUCGGAUCCAUUAUUAUGCCCCCGAGUUUGAUGGUGUUGUCGUCGGUACGGAAGAUGCUCUCAUUACACCUUUCACCUGUGAUAGGACAGGUUCCGGAGAUGCUGUUGUGGCUGCUAUUUUGAGAAAGCUGACAACUUGCCCUGAAAUGUUUAAUAAUCAAGACGUUUUGGAAAGACAACUUCGAUUUGCAGUUGCUGCAGGCAUUAUAUCACAGUGGACGAUCGGUGCCAUAAGAGGUUUUCCUACUGAAAGUGCAGCACAGAAUUUAAAAGAACAGGUUUAUGUGCCAUCAAUGUGGUGAAUGGACCGUGUGAUAGAAGUUUCAGUUGUGAAGCCAGACGAAUAGAGAAAGUUUCCUAGUUGUUUGAAAAAGUUGUUGAGCGACAUGAAAUGGGGCUUUGUGGUUUCCUUCUUCGGCUGAUGAGCUGCAAGCUCGGUUCCUCAUUAUUCUGGACUUGGUUCCGUCCUUGGAAACAAUUAGGACGAAGGAGUUUCAUGUACUCUCAAAAUUUUGAUGGUCAAAGAUGGUUUUUAUGUCCAAACCAGCUUAUCAAACUCGGACCAAUUCAAGCUAGUUCAGUGAGAGG